Molecule: messenger RNA, 2681 nt
Organism: Amyelois transitella
Lineage: Eukaryota; Metazoa; Arthropoda; Insecta; Lepidoptera; Pyralidae
Product: solute carrier family 12 member 8
Exons: 11
Coding region: 198-2186 (662 amino acids)
Biological process (GO): chloride ion homeostasis; chloride transmembrane transport; potassium ion homeostasis
Cellular component (GO): membrane
Molecular function (GO): potassium:chloride symporter activity
Source: RefSeq, a predicted model, not a curated record
AUUAAAAGAAGACAAGCGAAAUCUAAAGAAGACUGUGUUGUGUUACCUAGACUAAGUUUUCACAGCGUUUUAAAAUAAUGAUUCAAUUCAACUUUUAUUAAAUCUUAACACCACACCUGCUCGUAAACAAAUGUGUUAAGCAAACAAAUACAAUUAGAGUUCAUGCCUGAUGUACCUACCUGUUUUUUUUUAUAAUUAUGGAUCAAAAUCGCAACAGGCGGGCUGAUUUAGAUAUUGAUAGUUUUCGCAGUGAUUUGGAGCCAGGGUUUGACAGAGCUCGUAUGAGAAGACAAUCGGGUGGCUUUGUGGAUUUGGGUAAUGAAUCACAAUAUGGUACAGGUGGUCACCAAGCCUCUGGUGCGAACGAAAUUUUUGCUGAUAUACAGGGCGAUGUACCUUGGUGGAAAUCCAACUUCUUUAUAUCACAACCCGUUCUAUUUGGAACUUGGGAUGGAGUUUUCACGUCAUGCCUCAUCAACAUUUUUGGAGUAAUAGUGUUUUUAAGAUCAGGUUGGAUUGUUGGUCAAGCUGGCCUGGUUAACGCAAUAUUUAUAGUCAUAUUUACAGUUUUUGUUGCUCUGAUCUCAGUUCUAUCAGCAGUAGGAAUAUGUGAGAGAUGUAGGAUUGAAAGCGGUGGAGUUUAUUUCUUACUGGCGCAUACUCUAGGCUCUAGAUUAGGUGGAGCUUUGGGUAUCAUUUACUGUUUUGGCCAGGCUGUGGGAUGUGCUCUCAAUGUGUUUGGCUUUGGUGAGUCCAUGGCUUCCCUGGUGGGCGCCGAGAACGCGUGGGCAGCCCGCGGAUUUGCUGUUGCCGCAGUACUGUUGCUGGGCACCAUCAACGUGGCCGGAGUCAAGUGGGUCAUAAAACUUCAGUUUGCCUUACUCCUGAUCAUUCUCUUGGCCGCUUUGGACUUCUUUGUGGGCUCCCUCACUGCAGUAACAGAUGAUAAAUUCCAAGGAUGGCUAAGUGGUGUGAUAAGCAAUAACACGUGGUCGAAUUACCAAGAUAACUAUACGUGGUUCAAAUGUUUCGGCGUGUUUUUCCCAACCAUCACGGGCAUAUUGGCCGGCAUCAACAUGAGUGGUGAUUUGAAAAACCCAUCUGUUAACAUCCCUAACGGAUCUUUAGCAGCCAUUAGCACUGGAACAUUCUUAUAUUUAAUGUUUAUUAUAACAUUAGCGGCCACAGUAACAAGAGACGCCUUGUUGACGGAGUUCUCCAUAGCGGCAGACAUAUCCGCGGUAAAAGUGCUGCUGCUUGCCGGCCUAUAUGUCAGCUCUAUGAGUUCCUGUCUCGGCGCUAUGUACGGCACCCCGCGAGUACUGCAGAGUAUUGCUAACGAGAGGGUCAUUCCUGGUUUAGAAGCGCUUGGACAUGGGAGAGGGCCAAACAAAGUGCCAAUUUACUCAAUGGUAGUAGUAGCUGUAGUGACGGUGACCUUUAUCAUCAUCGGUGAUAUCAACAAGCUCGCCCCCAUUGUCACCAUGCCAUUCCUCAUCACCUACGCUAGCAUUGAUUACUCUUAUUUUGCACUCGCUCAAACUUUUGAUUUACAACAUAGACGUGAAAUGAGAUUCCAGGGCCACGCACAGAGAGAUACUCAAGUAUAUGGUGCAACAGGAAGUGAUCUCGAUUUAUUGUUUCCCGAGAGAAUACGGCAUAAGAAUGUUGGUGAUUUCACACCAUCGCCGACUGAUUCCGCCUUAAUGAAUGGACGAACGGCAAACGGUGAUGUUGCCACGAGGAGGCCGAGCGUGGGCGUCCAUUCCAAAAAUACUAAUUGGUAUUCGCACCUAUGCAACAGAUGGUUAUCUCUAGCUGGAGUAGCCAUAAAAAUCUUGUUGAUGUUCCUGGUACACUGGGCGUACGCUCUUGGCUGCCUUUCCAUCCUGUGGCUCGUAUGGCUCUACAUAGGCGCCGCCAACCCCGCCGUGAAGCCCGGCAGAGCUUCCGAGUUCCACUUCUUCCAUUGGCUGAAGAUAUCCUUCUUGCAGGCUAUAGGAAAACGUCCAUUGGAAUACGAGCAGCUAGUCGUUACUCCAGUGCAUGCGGACAUUUCGAUGGAACAAGAAAGACUGAAUGAUGACAACGAAGACUUCGCCUCACGCCGGCGCUACCACCAGUCCACAGCUCUGCAGGGCCACCUAGUGGACGUCUAUAACGAUGCAAGACCUGGCCUUGCGUAACUUAAAAUAUUUAAAGCCUUUGUGAUUGAUAGACUAAUCUAUAAAUGUACAUUAAGUCUUAAUCGAUACGUAACUUUUCCAUUUCCUUCUUUUUAUUCAUUUCCAAUUAAUGUCACUGUUCAAUGAUAACUGCAUUUACAAGUGGUUAUGACCGUAUUUCUAUUGUACUUAUAUUCUCUAACUGCAUCUUGACUCCUAUAUUUAUAUAUAUCUGACUCUGCUAAUAGGCAAUAUCACAAACUAAAGAAACAAUAACUAUUUAAAAAAGAAACUAACAGCAGAAAAAAACAGAAGAGAACUAUAAAAAAAAUACCUUAAUAUUUAUCCAUUAUACACUUAUAAUUUUAUAGUAAGUGAAUCUAAAAAAAAUUCAAUUUAAACUUUAAGAAUUAAAAAUAUUACAAAUCGAAACAUGUUUAGAUUUUAUAUCUGUGUAUUUAUGUUUAUAAUGACGUACCUACAUGUUAAUAAUAAAAUCAUUAUUUUUAUUUAAAA